Molecule: messenger RNA, 707 nt
Organism: Helianthus annuus (common sunflower)
Lineage: Eukaryota; Viridiplantae; Streptophyta; Magnoliopsida; Asterales; Asteraceae
Exons: 4
Coding region: 179-502 (107 amino acids)
Source: RefSeq, a predicted model, not a curated record
CACCCUUCGUAAUUAAACACCUGUAACGCGUCCAAAUAUUCAACCAAUCCACUAUAAAUACCUCCACGAUUAACUGUUUCUGAACUUAUCGUUGUAAAGGUACACAUACACAUCUCUCUUCAUUGCAGCUGUCGUCUUGCUAUCGUUGCGUUUGGUGUGCAUUUGAUAAGAUCUUAUUAUGGAGCAUCGAAAGGAUGAGAAAAACGCACCGUGGAUGUCGGUGCCCCAAUUCGGAGACUGGGACCAAAAGGGUCCGCUUCCGGACUACUCUUUGGAUUUCUCAAAGAUAAGAGAGAUGAGGAAACAGAACAAGAGAGACAUAUCAAGAGCUAGCAUUGGUAAUGAAGAAGACCUCGUCUCUUCUUAUUCCUCUUCCAACACUGCCAAACUGAACACAACAAAUAACAGUGCUCCCCCUCAUCAUAGUUUUGAUGAAGAAGACCACUCUCCAACUGUGAGGAGAAGCAUUCUGAGUUACUUCAAUUGCUGCGUCAAAGCCUGAUGUUUUUAUCUGCUUUUGUUCAUUCUUGUUUAUCUUCUUUUCACAUCAAUGAGACAAAAGGCGUUUUCUUGUCACGCUUACCUCUUUAGUUCAUAUUUUAAUCUUAUUUUCAUAACCGUUAUAACCAAUAUGCGAAAUCUUUACGGUGUCUGUAAAGUGUAAACUAAUUUUCGAGUUGGUUAAGCAGGUGUUGAUGUUGAAUGUA